Molecule: messenger RNA, 429 nt
Organism: Echinostoma caproni
Lineage: Eukaryota; Metazoa; Platyhelminthes; Trematoda; Plagiorchiida; Echinostomatidae
Source: the annotation of a GenBank genome assembly
AUGUGCGGCCCACCGAAAAUCCCGAACUCAGUGCAUUCUGUACGAAUCUUACAGGAAUCGAACAGGUGGAUUGAGAGCACUUUGGAGUCUGACAUCAUUUUGCAGCGUGAUGUGAUCCGUUCCGCGGAACUACAUGUGGUACUGACGGAAUUUGACAAAUGGCUCAAAUCGAAGAAGCAACAAUUUGGCUGUUGUUUCCGACCACAAGGCACGUGUAACUGGGACAUAAGUCAAUGUCUCUGGAAUGAGUGUAAACGGAAACGAUUGCCGGUUCCCGGCGAUAUGUUGAAUAGGAUUGAUUUGAAAGCACUGUUUGAGGUACGUCUACCUGAUAUUUCUAAUAAGAUAUCCUCGCGGUGUUUCUGCUUCUUUAUCGUAGUGUUAGCUUCAUAUUGGCAUAUUUUUCUGUUCACAAUAAUGUUCAUAUGA